GUUUUCAUAGCUUGGCAGAGACGAGGACGGCGUGGAGAGACGACGACAGCAAGCCAGACUGAGAGAGCAGCAGCACGACGAUCGGCGUCACAAUGCGCUUCAACACCUUGUUUCUUCUGCUGGUCCUGUCCUGUUUCUGCGUGGUCUGGGCACAAGGCUCCUAUGACGACUGCUGUCUGUCUUACGUGAGUGGCCCCAACAGGCACAUCCAGAAACACGCAAAGACGUACCGUCUGCAGAAGAUGGACGGAGGCUGCAACAUCAGAGCAACUAUCUUCACCAUGAGGAAAGGCCGAGAGUACUGCACCGAUACUGACGCCACAUGGGUGAAGGAGCUGAUGGCCAAGAUCGACAGACGGCUGAAAAUCUCCCACAGGAGGAGCCCCAGGAAGUCGUUCCAGCACCAGCACCAGCACAACGGAGCCUGACCUUGCAGCUCCGAGUUUAACAGCUCUGCUAUCGUGGCACGUUAAUCAAUAAGGCAAGCUGCGGCUGCUUUCGCUUUCCAGUUCAGACACAUGCUCCGUUUAAUCGCCGCCUCUUUGUUUAUUUUUGUUUUGUUUUUUAAGCAAUAAGCUGAGCCUAAUUCAGUAGAGAAUAUGAAAGAUUGUACCAAGGUGCUUCACACUGUGCUGACGGUGAGAGAUCAAAAUGAUUUUGUUCAAGCUGAAAUGAGCCAUUCUUUAUAAUAAAAUACUCUCUUUUUUCAAAGGAUUUGUUUG
Molecule: messenger RNA, 722 nt
Organism: Synchiropus splendidus (mandarinfish)
Lineage: Eukaryota; Metazoa; Chordata; Actinopteri; Syngnathiformes; Callionymidae
Gene: ccl25a
Product: chemokine (C-C motif) ligand 25a
Exons: 5
Coding region: 93-428 (111 amino acids)
Biological process (GO): chemokine-mediated signaling pathway; positive regulation of GTPase activity; G protein-coupled receptor signaling pathway
Cellular component (GO): extracellular region
Molecular function (GO): CCR chemokine receptor binding; chemokine activity
Source: RefSeq, a predicted model, not a curated record